AUGGCUGCCUACCAAGAUAGUAGGGUGAAAGAGCUAACAGAAAGCUUGGACGUUGAGAGGAAACGACGGUCGUCUUACGAAGGAACGAUCAUCAAGCUGAAACACCUGCUCGAUACCAAUCGUAAAACCAUCUCAACAAUCGAGGAGGAGAAGGAGACAUUGAAUGUUGAGAAGAAAUCGCUGGAGCAGAAGUUUGAACUACUGAAGAAGGAUGUACAGGAAUUCAAAGCCCAAGAAAAGCAAACUGUGACAAAAACUGAGACUUCAACUGCAGGAGAUCUGAAUACUAUCAAACUCCAGGAGGAGAUAAAGCGGCUCCAGAAGCAGAACGAGACGUGCGUGAGCCGUCUUGAGGACACCAUGAUAUCCUUGGAGAGCGAGAAGAUGAAGUGCAGGGAGCUGGAGCGGAAGCUCUCCACCACGGAGGAGAAGUGGGAGCUGGUCGUCAAGCGUUACCGUGACAACGAGAAACAACUGAACAGCAAGAAUACUUUCAAUAUUGGAUUUAAAGGAAAAGAUAAGAUUUAUAAGUUGGACAUCCUUAGCCACGAACUGGAUGGCUCUAAGACAAUGAUCUCUAACAGUCAGCUAGAUAUUCUCAAGUUACAAGCAGAAAACAAAAGGAUUUUGAAUACCUCCAGCUCCGAGAGGGAAAAGUUUGAGGAGCAGCUCAAGGUGGAGCAGAGCUUCCUCGGCAAGGAGGUGGGCCGUCACAGGGAGACCAUCGGAGACCUGGAGCGCUUGGUGGAGGGACUGAAGAAGGAUCGGGACGUACUGGCCCAUGAGCUCCAGGCGAUGAUCAGCAAGGAGCAGAAGCACAAGGAGUGGCUGGGGUCUGUGGACCUUCUGGAGAAACAGAAUAGGGAAAUUUCUGAUAAGAAACAAGUAACGUUCCUGUCACCGAGAUUUAAGUCAUCAUCAUCGCCAUCAUUGCCAUCACUGGAAUCGAGUCUAAGCAAGGAGACGUUCCUGCAACAGGAAUUGGAAAUUGAGAAAAGGAAAAACCAAGAUCUAGCGUCAAGACUGAAGAUGUCGGAGCACUCGGGAGAUGUUCUUCAAGAAGAGCUUGGGAGGAGAUCGGCCGAGCUCUUCAAACAAUAUGAUACUAAUAGAGAUGGCCAGAAUAAACUGGAAAUAGAGCUUCUUGCCACGAGGAGAGAACUGGAGAUGGAAAAGGCUUUAGCCGCCAAAGACAAGGUCAAUCUAAAUCAGACAUUAGAAAGAGAGGAACUGAGACUCAAAGAUCUUGAGACUUCUCUUAGUAAUAAAAACCAGGAAAUCACUCAGUUGAGGAGAGAGGUUGGACGGCUCUCGCUCGACGGAAGCAGAGCGGGUGAAAAGGUCAAUGAGGAAUCAAGACGAAGGUCAGAUAUAGAAUCGAGGAACAAAGUACUAGAAGAAGAAAUGACCAAGCUGUGGGGUCAAAUGAAAGGCAUGGUGGAUCGGCUGGCCGAGGCAGAAAAAUCCAAACAUGAAUUGGAGGCUGAAUUAACCAGGCUAACCAGUCAGUAUCGCCAUCAAGAAGCAGCAAAGGAUAUGCACCAUGCCGAGACCGUUGCCGUGACAACGACCCUGAGUAAAGUCCAGCAGCGAGCUCAGGCCGCAGAGAAGAAGAUACCUGAGCUCCAAACAGAACUGGACCAGACGUCACUUCGACUUCAAGCCACCGAGGUGCAGCUGAAAGAUUACGGCGCCCUCAGGGUUGAACUCCAGGACAGGCGAGAUGAGAUCGUAAGACUGAAAUCACAGAUGCAAGAUGAUAAGUUACAGAGAUCUGUGAUGGCCCAGCAGAUAGAUGACCUACGGCAGCAGGGCAAAGCAUCAAGGGAAAUCGAAGGCCGGUUGAGGAAAGAGAACCAGGAACUGAAGGACGAGCUCUUAGCCAUUCAGACCAAACUCCACUACGCCGAGGAUACGAGUCGCAGUGUCAGUGAUAAGCAUAAUUUGUCCGAGCAGAGCAGAUCAUCGCUGCUUCAACAGGUCGGUAAUCUCCAAGCAGAAAGGGAUAAUCUAAGCCAGGAACUGACUCGUAUCUCAAAUCAGCUGGACGCUCAGAUACGCAAGUACCAGGACUACAAGAACAACACCAAGAUUAAGAUGCAACAAGCAAGGGACCUGUUUGCCAAGCAGAAAGGCAUGCUGGGUGAUAGUCUCAUGAAGCUGCAGGAAGAGUUGAAUGCAGCAAGGUCUGAACUACAGAAGACUAACCAAUCCCAGUCUACCAUAGACAAUAAACAUCAAACCUUGCUCGCAGAACACAGGGAACAUCUUACAAAGUUCACCGAGUUAGAGGAGAUGGUGAGAGACCAGAGCCGCGAGAUCGGUACCCAGGAUUACAGGAUCAAGUUCCUAGAGCGAGAGAACGCCAUGCUCCAAGAGCGCAUUGAUACACUGUCUAAACAAAGGAUGGCCCUGGAGAAACUAGUCCGGGAAUACAGGCUUGAGAAACAGAAGGACGAGAUCAAUCGAUCAAUAGGUGGGCUACCCAGCUAUGGGAGCUUCUCUCAGCCAUCCUCUCACGUCAUGUUAUCACCCAGCAGUGGAAUGGGAAACUCUGUCAGCAACGUGUCAUCUGUGGACCUGGUCAAUGGUCAUCCUGACGGUCUCUUAGUCAAAACCAAUCUUGCCAAUGGGUCAGGCAUCCAAUGACCUUGAAAAACAUCCUCAGUAGCAGUUGACACACACAGUAACAAACCUUGGACAUAACUGCUUUCUCAAAGUGCGACAACUGCUCCUAGACAGAUGCUUUUAUGUGUACAGGGGCCUGAGGUUUAUUAUGUCAAUAGCUGUUGAACUACAUGUAACCUUAACGUGAGUACAUUUACCGGUAGUCCUGUGCUCACUACAGAUUAGCUCUGUGAAGAGUGCAAGAUCAUGUUCAGAAGAAUUUAAUACUCAGGAGAUAUCCGUAUCUCUAGACAAUAAUAGAAAGAGAAUUGAAGAGUUUGCUGGUCAAGCUCUCUAAAGGUCAAUGAACUUUAUAAAAGGUCAAUGAACUCUAUCUUUUGAAUGUAUUUUAAGUUGUACGUAGACUUGUUCUUUUGAUAUUUUUGUCUUAUGGCAAAGUGAGGUUGUUCAUAAUUUUAUAUCAAACACUGAAUAAAAAUAAUUGAUAAGAUUUUGAAACCUCAAUUUUCCUAUAGGAAGAGAAUAUGUGUAAGGUUAGCAAGAUUUUCUCUUAAGUCGGAGCCAAAUUAUUUAAAAUUAUGAUAAAAAUGGGUAAUUGAUGCAGUUUUUACUCAUAUAAUGGAUCUAUAGAAUAUUUAUGUGAUUUAAAGAAAUAGGAAAUCAUGCAAAUGAAAUGAAAUUUUGCUUCAAAUUUAUGCACUUAAUCUAACUGUUUUAUUGAAAAAUAUAUAUAUUAUGGAGUUUAAUCUGUUUUGGUACAUCGCAAUUGAUCACCCAACUUGUAUAUCAUAGUUCAUGAGAAAGCUGAAGUUAUACUAUUAAUUUUCCUUUUUUUGGUGGGUCAGUUUGAAAUUUCAAUAUAUGCUGCUUAUUUGUUAAGAACGAAUGGAAAUGCAUUUCAUGAUUUAUGGUAUUGAAUGAAAUGUUGCAUGGUGUCUUUUUUAUAUAUAGAAAUGGGCAAAGUUUUUAGAGACCUGGGGGCCGUUUCAUAAAGCUGUUCGUAAGUUAAGAGCAACUUUAAGAAGGACUGGUGAUCCUUUCUUACGCGCUAAACCAUCACCAAUGAAUAUACCGUUUACCACAAGAAAGGAUCACCAGUCGUUCUUAAAGUCACUCUUAACUUAAUAACAGCUUUAUGAAACACCCACCUGGCCCAUAUACAUGUACUUAUAAAUUCAUCUUUGAGGCUUAAUCCCCAGUAUGCAAAUAAAUGCUGUUUUAUGCAAUUAUGUACAUGUACCUGCAACUUUGUAACAAGCUUACUUUUAAAUAAGUUUUCUAUAAAAAUGCAGUCUUUGAUAAUGUUCGGGGGGGGGGAGGGGCUUCUUUUUAUAUGUAUAUUAUUGCUGUGACUUCAUUUUUUUUCUUCAGAUGUCGAUGCUUGAGGCAUUGUUUUCUGGUUGUACAUGUAUGUCCGCCAGUAUGUAGUUUUUGUUACUCAAUGAAGACUUUCAUGUAUUACAUCAUUUUGUAUGCAUAAUGAGCUGAUAUGCAUAUUUAUUUGGCUAGUUCUGAUUGUGAAUAAAAAGGAGAAUGAAACCUUUGAAUUUAGUUGGCAGAGAUAAAACAGAAAAAUCAAAGAAACAGAUCAAUGAAGGCUUGAGAAAAAAAAUUAAAUAAAUAAUCAGAAAGCCGUGAGCAUUAUUUUAUAUGUUGAUUAGUUAUACAGGUACAUGUACAGUACAUUUACAUAAUUUACAUAAAUUCUUACAUUCAUGGGACGACAUGUAAUGUACAUGUAGUUUACAGGAAUGGACACAUCCAUGGACAUGUAGUUCUUUCAUUAGAAUGAGCAAAAUAAGAUAGUUUGGGGUAUAUUUUCACUCUUUCCAAUUUAUCAUGUUUAUCAUGUGUGACAUCACAAAUCUUGGCCGCAUUGCCGAUGGGAGGAUCUCCAUUGCAUUAGUGAUUUCAACAUUCAAAUGCUCACAAUUUUCUUAUUGUUUGUCUAAUUGUUCUCAAACUUCUUUAGAUCUUAUUCUUUGAUUUUUUUUCUGUUUUCACAUACAUAUAAGCUAACUUGUUAUAAACGUUUUAGUCUCCUGUGAGGAUUAUUUGUAUUUUAUUCAUGCAUGCUUUACCAAAUUUCUACUAACUGUAACUGUAGUGCCAUAUCAAUGUGUGCUAUUGAGAAGUACAUGUACAUGUAGGUGAUUAAUAAUGAUGAAAUUCAUAUCUAAAAUUGUUUUUAGGUUUUGUUAAGGUUUUUUCUUUUGUUAUGAUUUAUGCAUACUGUAUCAUAGACCGAGAAAUUGAAUUGCAUUUAUUUCAUUAGGAUUCUUGCAUUAUUUCUAAAGGUAAAGUAAAGUAGUUGCGGCAAACAAUUAUUUUAUGACAAAGUCUUUUAAAUCAAGGUUAAUGGUCACAAUAUCAUAAUUGAUCUACAUGCUCAUCUGGUAGACGUAGCUUAAUGUAAACUUAUCUUUGUGAAAUCAUGAAAAAUCUCACUUGAAAACCGAUGAUUAUGACGAUCACUAACACAGAAAAGCAUACAUAGGAGAGUAUAUUAUUCCUUGGAAAAAUCCCUACAUUUGAUGGAAUUCUGUGCUUAUUUUGCUCAUUUCUCAGCAAUUACACAUUUUCUACCAGAGCUAUUUGGCACAUAUUUUUUUAUUGAUACAUACAAACAAUUUGGUGGUAAUUCUAUUGGAUUCUGUUUGAACUCAUUUUGAGAAUGUUAUGCACAACUGGCAUUUACCUUUAAAUGCACAAUGAUGAGCAUCAUCAUCAUACAGAGAUGAAUUAGUCCACUUAAUAUAGAAUAUUGUUUAUUCUGUAUGUUGUUGUUUUUUCAAUAGUUAUCAUGUUUCAAUGUCGAAAAACAACAAAAUUUGUAAUCUAUUUGUUCAAAUUUGUUUAAAAGACAUUUAAAAAAAGAUGAAUGAUGGGAAAUUUUGUAAUAGAUUUCAUUUGUAUUACAAAUUAUCUGAUAUGUAUGUACAUGUAUGUAUAUUGUAUAGUUAGAUUUAUUGAGAUUUUACUAUGCUUUGGUGAUGUCAUGAUCGCUUUAAGAUACUGUGAUCAUGGUAACCUUGACAUUCUGAACUUUUAUCCACUCCCUGGGGAGUAUUUUAACCACAUGUCAUGUGACAGAUUCUACUGUCUCAAUACGGAUUGAUGAGUUUUGAAAUAUCUUGCCAAGAACAAUUGUACUGUUAUAUAAUAUACUUUUCGAUUAUAUUUAUUACGUUAUCUCUCCACUUAUGGCCAAUUUCAUAAAAUAAUCAACUUUUUUGUAUGUCUGACCCCGAUUUGUCUCAACUCUUGCUUCAAUUCAUAAACUGACCAAGUCAUGGUCCUUUGACAGUAUUACAGACUGUCAAAAGAACCAGAAAUCAGAGACAGAAAAAUUUCAUGAAGGUCUCACAUACAUGGGGUUGGACGUACAUAUUUUAUGGAAUUGCCCUUUCUAUGCUCAAUUAUGUCAGGAAUUGUAAAGAUGUAAAGUAAAGAUGUAAUGUAAAGUAAUUUAUUAAACAGCCCCUUUACUGCAUAUGAAAAUAAUUUGAAUAUGUAUCAUAAAAUGAAUAAUUCAUAGAAACGAGGGAGGCAUAUGUUUUACAGAAUGAAGCUGAUGAAAAGUGUACGAUUAAAAAAAAAUUAAUGAUACAUUGAUUACUGAGCAAAUGUAUUUUAAUAAUACUGAUUAUUUGUAAUAAGUGCACAUUUAUUUUAUUGUGAUAAAUGAAUUUUUAAUUGACUAUUGCACCUUGAUUCAAUAAUGUAACUACCAAAUAAUUAAAAGAGAUGUACUGUAUGCAUUUUAAGGUAUUGAAGAUAAUAUUUGAAGAUAAAUGUAUUUACAAGGCUGAAAUAUAAAAUAUUUAAUUUAUAAAAGUUAAUUUCUACCACAAUGCCAUGUAUCUUUCAGUAUCAGUAGGUAUAGUUUUUAUAUAUACAUUUUGUAUGAAAAAAAAUGUUUGAUCAAUAGUAACUUUAAUAUUUGAUGUCAAUACAAAUGAUAGUCAUUUUGAUGAUUAGCUGUUCUAAAGAAUAGUAGAUAUUUACUACUAAUAAUAGGAAUAUGGGGUAUUAUUACAGCGCACAUCUACAUGUACAUUGUUUUUAUGCAUAUUACCCAGGCUAAGCUCGACUGCUGAUUCCGAUGAUCACAGCUUUUUUAGGAAUUCUCCCUGCUGGCACCAAAAAGUGAAUGAUAUAUAUUUAUACU
Molecule: messenger RNA, 6799 nt
Organism: Lytechinus pictus (painted urchin)
Lineage: Eukaryota; Metazoa; Echinodermata; Echinoidea; Temnopleuroida; Toxopneustidae
Product: coiled-coil domain-containing protein 30-like
Exons: 21
Coding region: 1-2649 (882 amino acids)
Source: RefSeq, a predicted model, not a curated record